AUGGAUGGGAACCCCAGCAAUGGUAUACGCCUUGCCAAGGCAUGCAGUAUAUGCAGACGAAAGAAGGUCAAAUGUGAUGGGACUCGGCCAGUCUGUGUCCCCUGCAGAACAUUCGACUUACCCUGCAAAUACGAAGACACCGUGCGACGCAAGAAAAGCACAACCUGUAUAUUCUACUUUGCUUGUUGGUCUUUACAAGACGAAUUGAAUGAAGCACAUGCGUCCAAGAGACGGCGACUGUUGACUCGUGACAAAGACACAGGCCCAGAGCAUGUCCAACCCUCAGAAGCAUCUGAUUUAGAGUUGCUAUCUCCGAGAAAUGGCACCGCUCAAGCAUUUUUCGAGACCCAGGCCGAUCGAGACCAUGGCGAUGAAGGGUCAUAUACCAUUAAAACUCCGAAAGGCGCAAUGCGCUUUUUUGGUGCAUCCUCUCAUUUUUCGAUCCUUUCCCCUGAGGGUGUGGGCUGGCUUGAAAGCAAGACGGGUAAUAAUGUAUGGCGCCAUGUCGUUCAGAGAAACAGCAGUCGAUGGAGGCUAGCCGACUGGUAUCCUCGAACUCUUCAAGAUGAUUUCCAAAGCAGAUGCUCCCAACCAUUACCAUCGAAGGCGGUCAUCUUAGAUCUUGUCCAUGAAUAUUUUGACACGUUCAACAAGGCCCUACCGCUCUUCGGGCCCGAAAGUUUUAUGGCAAUGGUCAGCAGACACUUCUCAUGGAAUCCUAACGAAAGUCCCUCAUGGUGGGCUGCAUUCAAUAUUGUCCUUGCCUUUGCAUACAUGCAAAGGGCAGAGAGUUCCGGUGCCAGCAGCGACGACUGGCAAGAAUGCUUGGGUCAUGUCAAAAACGCAAUGAACGUGGUCACAGAGUUGUUCAUGCGAACCUGCGAUCUCCUUGCUGUUCAAGCGCUUCUUGGGCUGGCAAUCUUCUUUCAUGGCACGCCAAACCCACAACCUCUGUUCAUGUUUGCCGCUGCAGCUGUACGUCUGUCACAAUCUAUUGGGUUGCACAAGUCCAACUACUUUGGUCUUCCGGCGUCCCAGAUCGAAGAAUGGAAAAGAGUCUUCUGGAUAGCGUUCAUUUUGGACGCCGACAUCUGCCAGAGGACCGGCCGCCCUGCUGCCCAAGAUACUCGCGAUUACAGUACUUUGCUGUCUCAUGAGAACCCACCUGAUGGCUUAGGUCACUCGCUCGAUUUGCUGUCAUCCAACGGAAAGUUUGCGAUGCUCUAUAGCACCGAUGCAUACAAUAAGACUCAAGAACAGUUGAUGAAAGAUGUGAGGGGUUGCUUCAACGAUCUUGAAGCAUGGAACCGAAGUAUCCCACCGAUCCUCCGGUCCCGAAGAAACUUUUCGACCGACCACCAUCUCUUCCUACCGAGCAUCCUCAGACUUCACUUUGCAUACCAUUGUUGCUACGUCAAUAUCCACCGAGUCUGUCUACUUCCUCGGCGCUGGCCGACCGGCCUACAGAGUGAGCGGCUCAGCCCCCCGGGUCUGUCGAAUGACCAAGAGAGAUUAGUCCAACAAUCAACGGAAGCAGCAAGAGCAGCGAUCGAACUGAUCAGUCAAGUCCGACGACACUACGGCCAAACCUUCGAAUGGAGCAUUGUUUACUUCCCAGGAGCAGCUUUGGUUGCAUUGUUCUCCCAAAUCCUCACUGAUCCUUCGCGUCCUGACACUGAAUCGGGUAUUGCUAUGAUUCAUGGGGUUGUCAGUUUCAUAUCAAGAGUCGCAUCCCAAGAGCAAGAUACAUAUUUGGACUAUGUAUUGGCAUUGUGCACUGACUUCGAAAAUGCAGUCAGGAAACAGUUUCAUCGGGCCAGAAAUCCCGAGCUAGAACCCACGAUUGAUGAUCAACCAGUUGCCAUUCGUCCGCAGGGGCAGAUGUGCACGCAAGAUGACUACUUGGCCCCGAACUCUUUCCCGGCUUUUUUCAAUCCUUCCCAGGCGACUGAAAAUAAUGCCGACAACAUCCAGUCUUCAAACUUGAUAUCUACAGAUCAAGGUUCCUAUACUACAGGGCCACCCGCUCCUCUUUCUUUGAACUGGCAAGAUAUGCUAGCAGUUGUUCCUCCGGCCUAUGAUUUUGGUGCAUAUGAUUUAUCUGAAAGCACUGGAGAGUUGGGAAUUUGA
Messenger RNA from Penicillium verrucosum, 2130 nucleotides. RefSeq lists its product as uncharacterized. Gene Ontology annotation, molecular function: DNA-binding transcription factor activity, RNA polymerase II-specific; zinc ion binding; DNA binding. Bases 1 to 2130 code for a protein of 709 amino acids. Gene Ontology annotation, biological process: DNA-templated transcription; regulation of DNA-templated transcription. The record is from RefSeq and is a predicted model, not a curated record. The transcript is spliced from 6 exons. NCBI's taxonomy places the organism in Eukaryota, Fungi, Ascomycota, Eurotiomycetes, Eurotiales, Aspergillaceae.